Molecule: messenger RNA, 2909 nt
Organism: Melanotaenia boesemani (Boeseman's rainbowfish)
Lineage: Eukaryota; Metazoa; Chordata; Actinopteri; Atheriniformes; Melanotaeniidae
Gene: zfyve27
Product: zinc finger, FYVE domain containing 27
Exons: 14
Coding region: 334-1605 (423 amino acids)
Biological process (GO): neuron projection development; neurotrophin TRK receptor signaling pathway; positive regulation of axon extension
Cellular component (GO): growth cone membrane; endoplasmic reticulum tubular network
Molecular function (GO): metal ion binding
Source: RefSeq, a predicted model, not a curated record
UAUCAAUUGUUUGGCCUGGAUUAGACACGGAAGGGACAUUCACUGAACAAAACGGUGCUAAUAAAGAUAGCUGGCUCCACAAACAAAACAGCCGCAUAUCCCCCGCGGGCUUUCUCUGCACACGGUUUCAUUCACCACCCCGUUUGGACAGCUCACUGUACACACAGGGAAGCAGGCUAUGGUCAUGUUAACCGAGCUGGUUGAAUUUGGAAACACUUCCUUCCUCCAUGCUCACGAUGUCGGUGAAACUUGCUAGUUUCGCCAUAGCUUCUCUCAGCUCCUCUGCUGCUGCAUAAGUUUGCUGUUGUCGGACUCACUCGGCUCGGGAAGACGAUGCAAAUUACUGGAGCUUUCCAAGAUCCCUCGCAGGGUUCAGGGGAACGGGGGGAGCUGGUUCACUCAUUUUCUAAAGAGACAUCAGGGUCUCCGGAUGCCUCUGAGUUGGGGAGCCCUCGCUGUGUACCAAACUUUGACCUCUACAACAUGGUUGUGUCGUACAAGAAAAUGGCUCUGUUUCUAGAACCAGUUGUAGAUGCAUUGGAGCUUGUUCGCUACCUGCUCGGAUGGAAGAUGCCACUGUGUUCUCUGCUUGUCUGUAUAGUCCUUAAUAUCUUCUUUUGCACAGUUACUGAAGUUGGCUGGUUCACGGUGAGUGUGGUUGCAGUGUCAGCACCUGCUGCCCUGGGUUACCUGCAGGACAGGUGUGGGGGCAGAGCUUCUGAAGCUGAGCUCCAGAGGAGGCGCUAUCAUGCUGUGCACCGCCGAGACCUGCUAACAGUCCAAAUUUCCAAACAGGAGGCCAUGCUGGAAGUCAAAGACCUGUUGAAGCACCUGGACGACAUGUUGUCGUCUGCUUGUCAGUCAGCAGAAGCUGUUUAUAAGGUCCUAUACUGGGAUAAUCACACCAAGUCAUCAAGGUUCUAUUGUGGGAUGCUAACCCUGGCAUGUCUGCUCUAUGUUGCUCCUGUGGGCUGGGUGCUCGCUGGGCUCAACAGUGCCAUCUUCUUGUGGAACAAAGACUUCUGCAGAGUUUUGAUGGACCUUAGAAAGCUGUUCCACAUGGGUCGGAGCCAGUCCUCAGAGGGGAUGUGUGAAGAACAGGAACAGAGCAACUUGCUGGACAGGACCCCCACACCAACGAGUCUGGAGGACCUCUCUCCUGGCAGCAUAGAGGAAGCUGAGGAAGCUGAGCCAGAUGAUGAAUUUAAAGAUGCAAUUGAGGAAAAUUCAGUUUCACUGCAGGAAACACCUUUGGUCUUAUUGGAGGAUGACGAUGGGCCUCUUGGAGCUCCAGAGUAUGACACCAUCUCUGAAAAUGGUCUUCUGAGCCGCAACGAACCAAUACGCAGCAAAGUUUCCAAACUGACGGAGAAGCUGCGCAAGCGCUACCCCACAGCUGCCACAGGCAACUGUUCCAGCUGCAAUGCUGUCUUCUCAGUUCUGAAGAAGAGGAGGAACUGCAGUAACUGUGGCAACAGCUUCUGUUCCCGAUGCUGUUCCUUCAAGGUGCUGAGAUCUGUCAUGGGGGCAACAGCUCCAGAGGCGCAGAGAGAGACCGUGUUUGUGUGCGCUGUCUGCAAUUCCUCCCUCGCCAAGUUACCGUGAGAUGGGAUGUUAGUUUCAUUUCCAGAGGCCUUCACUGAGACCCAGACCUCCACGUCUCGGUUUUCAAGUAAAGACCUGUGCAUCUGUCAAGAUAUCACCCAUGUGGAACUCCAGGAACCCCUUUCCUUUACCAGCUGCGUCCCCCCCUUUGCCUUCCUUGUUGCUUAUGGGAUUUCUACUGUAAUGUGUUAGAUAUUUCCUGCUUGAACUGUCAGCGAUUGACUGGACCUUAUGAGUCUGUGAUUAAUUCAGAACACAAAGACUUAACAAUCAAAGGACCUACUUUCUUCCCCCGUUCUGAGCAGAGAGCAGAACAAAUCCUGCACGGUGGAGGCCAAAACUGAGUCGGUGGUGUUGGUUAGAGGCCCUAUGCAGCAGAUAAACUGUACCGAGGAAUUCUCUGUUGAACAAAUUUAAGGCUCCUCUAAAUUUGAUCAACUUUUAGAUGGUUGCUGAAUAUGUAGGUGAAGGUUCACACCAAAAGAUACUGGAUUUAAGUUUUGCAGCUGUCUUUGGCCAGCCAAACUAACAAUGUUUGCACAAGCUUACUGUCCUUAUGCACCUUGACUUUCAGCUGUCGGCAGUGUCGUAAUCAGUCGUAUGUGUUUGCUCACAAAGACCAUUUUUAAUAACUUCAAAAGGUUUUUUAGAUUCAAUCCUGCUACUGGAGGACUUAACAAGAUUUGAGGUUUUCUCUCCCCCGCCCCCCAGACUGUGUUCGCACAAUUUGCCAAGUAAAAAUGACAUGCAGCGUAAAAAGUGAAAAAGCACAUGAAAUAAAUCUGUUUCUGGCAUUGAUGGUCUAUUAGAGGGCGGGACAAAAAAAUUCUGUGAUCUGAUUGGUAAUUCUUUCUUUUUAUCAUGUUUUCCUUUGUGGUGAAUAAUUUAUUAGAUAACAGCGCCGGCAACAAGUCUGAAAGUCCCUGAAGCCCUCUAACUGGAUGAUGUUCCAACUGGAUUAAAGUUGUUCGAAUGGACUGAGAAACCAGCUGAAACUGUCGCCAGAGCCUCACUCUCUUGCAAGCAGGACUUGACUUGAUGAAGCAAUUUGAGGCAUUGAAACCUAGGAAGUUCAUCCUGGGGGCGAAGUUGUUUUAAUCAUGAUUCAGACACAGAUGAUUGUAACUGUUUGCUUUGCUUUUGUUGUUAUAUGUAUCUGUUACUGUAAAUUGUUCUAAUUGUUCUGUAUCCAAUAUAUUUAAUUUAAAACUUCAGAAAGUGAUAAUCUCUAUAUAUUGGCCCUCUAUUUUAAAGGUUAAAAAUGCUCCACUGUUGAAAUAAACUCUGUUACCAUAUAACUCAAA